GGGUCCGGAGCGGAAGUGAGCGCACGCCGGCUCCCGCGGCACGGACCGGAGCGGGCGGCCGUCGGCGGCAGGUGGCGCGGCCGGGCUGCCUCUGGUAAAGGCAAAAUGGCUUUCAGUAAAGGAUACCGCGUCUAUCACAAGCUGGAUCCACUUCCAUUCAGUGUGAUAGUGGAAGCCAGAAACAGAGAAGAAUGUCUCAUGUUUGAAUCCGGAGCUGUGGCUGUCCUCUCUUCUGCAGAAAAAGACACAAUCAAGAAUACCUACUCCAAAGUAAUGGAUGCAUAUGGGCUUUUGGGUGUAUUAAGAUUAAACCUUGGAGACACAUUGUUACAUUAUCUGGUUCUAGUAACAGGAUGCAUGUCGGUGGGAAAGAUUCAAGACUCUGAAGUUUUUCGAGUUACUUCCACUGAGUUUGUAUCGUUACGGAUUGAUUCAACAGAUGAGGAUCGUAUUUCAGAAGUGCGCAAAGUUUUGAACUCAGGCAACUUUUAUUUUGCAUGGUCUGCAACUGGGGUCAGUUUAGAUCUUAGUCUCAAUGCUCACCGCAGCAUGCAGGAGCACACCACUGACAAUAGGUUCUUCUGGAACCAGUCACUGCAUUUACAUCUGAAGCACUAUGGUGUGAACUGCGAUGACUGGUUGUUACGUCUCAUGUGUGGAGGAGUGGAGAUAAGGACAAUUUAUGCGGCUCACAAGCAGGCAAAGGCUUGUCUCAUUUCACGGCUGAGCUGUGAGCGGGCUGGCACCAGAUUUAAUGUUCGGGGAACAAAUGAUGAUGGUCACGUUGCUAAUUUUGUUGAAACAGAGCAGGUGAUAUUUUUAGAUGACUCUGUGUCAUCUUUCAUACAAAUUCGAGGAUCUGUUCCAUUAUUUUGGGAACAGCCAGGUCUGCAGGUGGGAUCCCAUCGUGUCAGAAUGUCAAGAGGUUUUGAGGCGAAUGCACCAGCUUUUGACAGGCAUUUCCAAACUCUUAAAAAUUUAUAUGGCAAGCAAAUUAUUGUAAAUUUACUUGGGGCAAAAGAAGGGGAGCACAUGCUCAGCAAAGCUUUUCAGAGCCAUUUGAAAGCAUCUGAACAUUCAGCUGAUAUCAAAAUGGUGAACUUCGACUAUCAUCAGAUGGUUAAAGGUGGAAAGGCAGAAAAACUACACAGUGUGCUUAAACCUCAAGUCCAGAAAUUCUUAGAGUGUGGAUUUUUUUAUUUUGAUGGAAAGGAAGUUAAAAGAUCUCAAAGCGGUACUGUCAGAACAAACUGCUUGGACUGUCUGGAUAGAACAAACAGCGUACAAGCUUUCUUUGGCUUGGAGAUGCUAACAAAACAACUGGAGGUGUUAGGAUUAGCUGAGAAGCCUCAGCUGGUUACUCGCUUUCAGGAAGUUUUCCGAUCCAUGUGGUCUGUGAAUGGUGAUUCUGUCAGUAAAAUUUAUGCUGGAACUGGAGCCCUUGAAGGGAAAGCUAAGGCUGGAAAGCUGAAGGAUGGUGCUCGUUCUGUGACCAGAACGAUUCAAAAUAACUUUUUUGAUAGCUCCAAGCAGGAGGCCAUUGAUGUUUUGUUAUUGGGAAAUACCCUAAAUAGUGAUUUAGCAGAUAAAGCACGGGCUCUCUUAACCACCAGCAGUUUACGCGUUUCAGAGCAAUCAUUACAAUCAGCAUCUGUAAAAGUGCUAAAGAGUAUGUGUGAAAACUUUUAUAAGUAUGCAAAACCGAAAAGAAUUAGAGUCUGUGUCGGGACGUGGAAUGUCAACGGAGGGAAGCAGUUUCGAAGUAUUGCCUUUAGAAAUCAGACCCUCACUGACUGGCUUCUAGAUGCACCAAAGUUAGCUGGAAUUCAUGAAUUCCAAGAUCGCAAAAGCAAGCCUGUAGACAUAUUUGCCAUUGGAUUUGAAGAAAUGGUGGAAUUAAAUGCAGGAAACAUUGUGAAUGCCAGCACAACCAAUCAGAAGCUCUGGGCUGCUGAACUGCAGAAGACGAUAUCAAGAGAUUACAAGUAUGUGCUGCUGGCUUCUGAGCAGUUGGUGGGCGUCUGCCUUUUUGUGUUCAUCAGGCCCCAGCAUGCGCCUUUUAUCAGGGAUGUUGCUGUUGAUACUGUAAAGACUGGCAUGGGAGGAGCCACUGGUAAUAAAGGUGCAGUAGCAAUUCGGAUGUUAUUUCAUACAUCCAGUCUUUGCUUUGUCUGCAGUCAUUUUGCUGCAGGGCAAUCGCAAGUUAAAGAGAGAAAUGAAGACUUCAUAGAAAUAGCUCGCAAGCUCAGUUUUCCAAUGGGAAGGAUGCUCUUUUCCCAUGAUUAUAUCUUUUGGUGUGGUGACUUCAAUUAUCGAAUUGAUAUUCCAAAUGAGGAAGUUAAGGAGCUAAUACGACAACAGAACUGGGAUUCCCUUAUAGCAGGAGACCAACUUAUCAAUCAGAAAAAUUCUGGACAGAUUUUUAGGGGAUUUUUGGAAGGGAAAAUAAAUUUUGCUCCUACAUACAAAUAUGAUCUAUUUUCUGAUGACUAUGACACCAGUGAAAAAUGUCGCACACCAGCAUGGACAGAUCGUAUUCUUUGGAGAAGAAGAAAAUGGCCUUUUGACCGAUCAGCUGAAGACCUGGAUCUUCUGAAUGCUAGUUUUCACAGUGACAGUAACGUCCCUUAUACAUGGAAUCCUGGUACUUUGUUGCACUAUGGAAGAGCAGAGCUGAAAACAUCUGAUCACAGGCCUGUGGUGGCAUUGAUUGACAUUGACAUAUUUGAAAUAGAAGCAGAAGAGAGACAAAAGGUUUAUAAGGAGGUGAUUGCAAUGCAAGGACCACCUGAUGGUACUGUAAUGGUCUCCAUCAAAAGUUCUUCAGCAGAAGAAAACUAUUUUGAUGACAACUUGAUUGAUGAACUUCUUCAAAAAUUUGCAAGCUAUGGUGAAGUUAUACUUAUAAGGUUCGUGGAAGACAAGAUGUGGGUAACAUUUUUGGAAGGAAGCUCUGCUUUGAAUGUUAUGAAUUUGAAUGGUACUGAGCUACUUGGCAAGAUUAUAAACAUCAGUUUGAAAAAUCCAGAUUGGAUCAGAACUUUGGAAGAUGAAAUGAAUCUAGAGAAGAUUAAUAUUGGGCUACCUUCAUCAACAAGCUCUACUUUGCUUUGUGAAGAUGCUGAGGUUACUGCUGACUAUGACAUGGAAGGAGACGUUGAUGACUACAGUGCUGAAGUAGAAGAAAUCCUUCCUCAGCAUCUACAACCAACUUCAAGCUCUGGUCUUGGAACCUCCCCAAGCUCUUCACCACGUUCCAGUCCCUGUCAGUCCCCUACGCUGUCAGAUGGACCUGCGCUCCCAGUGAGACCAAGCCGAGCACCGGCAAAAACUCCUGGACCACCUGCUUCCACACACACUGAAUUUCAGGUUGGCACCCAGCAGAAGGAGUCUUCUCAGAGCCUGGAGCCUAAACGUCCUCCACCUCCUCGCCCUGUUGCUCCUCCUGCGCGCCCCGCUCCACCACAGAGGCCACCACCACCAUCAGGCGGUAGGAGUCCUGCACCUGCUAGAAAAGAAUUUGGAGGUCUUGGAGCUCCUCCCAGUCCUGGGGUAGCUAGGAGAGAAGUAGAAGCACAAAAAAGUCCCGGAACACAAAGAAAAGAUAACUUAGUUCGUAAUCAGCCUCCACCUUCACCUGGAAUUUCAAGCACAAGCACCGCUGGAUAUGGUACAACCAGACCGACUAUUCCACCUCGAGCUGGAGUUAUUAGUGCACCACAAAGCCACACCCGUCCCUCUGGGGGAAGACCAACACCCGAAACUCAGACCAAACCAGCUGAACCACCAAGGGGCUCACCGUUGCUUCCUGAACCACUAAAGCCUCAGACUGCUGGACCUGCUCAGCCCACCACCACUCAGACACCUCCUGUGCUAAGGAUGCAGGAGCCUCUGAUACCUGUGUCAUCACAUCCACCUCAGACAAGUGCACCACAAAGUCUGGAACCCCCACAACCACCUCCUCGUAGCCGAUCAUCUCAAAGUUUGCCUUCUGAAUCUGCUCCUUCACAGCAGCAAGAGCAACCAUCAGGGUAACAGGUAUCUGACUAUUUACCAAUCUUAUAUGUGGUCUCCAUCUAUUCAAGCAGAAAAGAUGUAUGAAUCUUGUUUUCAUACAUCUGUGGUCCCAUCCAUGUAAAAAAUCACCUGUCCACAUUAAUGAGUUGACUGUCAUACCAUAGUUUGCUUUUUCCUUUCAUAAUGCAAUUCAAAUUGAUACUGUUAACUGUAUUUAUUAGUGCCAUUGCAAGUAUUUUGCUUCAUUUUUUAUGAAACAACUGGAACCUCACGUAUGUUGCUUAGUCACUGCCAAAUCUCCUGGUCUCAGUCUAUUUGGAAAAAAAUGAAUAGGUGUUGGAGUUAACAUUUCUCUUUAAUACAAAUAAAUCCUGAUGCAAUUGCGCUGCCAUUGCAUAUUUCGCAUAUCUCAAAGAAUAGAGGACUUCCGAUUACCCAAAGUAAAAUAUACUGUCUGCUACAAUUUUAAAAGUAUUUGGUUCCAGAAUUAUUCAGAGCAGUUUUUUACUUACAGUAAAGAGCAAUUUGGAUUAAUAGUUUCUUUGGGAUCUUGUACUUUUUGAUCACAUGGUUAAUGAACACAGGACUUAACCAGCUGAUGCCAAGCUGCAUUUGAUUUUUAUUAUUUCUACAGUUCAAUUUUUCAGACUUCCCCCCUCAGUUACUUGAUGCCUUUGUUUUAACAUUACUUUCUGAAACACUUACUACAUACAUAUGAAAAUCCCAAUAUCGAACUACUGUAUUUAUGGUUGGGUAACAUUAAGCCUCAUCUAUUUUAGAGGCUCUCUGAUGUAGUAGUGCCAGGGAUACAUGUAACCAACAUUGUUGUUUCAAAAGAACCACCACCAGAGCAAAUGCAUUGUUGCCAGCAUUACUUCUUUUCUGCUGCCAACCAAUUCAAGCUGCAACUGCAAUUUUUUAAAAGAAAUAGCUAUGCUGGAUAUAUUGGGGGAAAUGUACAAUAUUUUAUUAUUCCCGAGAGUCUCUAAAGCUUGUAGGCUAAUUUUGCAUAGCUGACUAGGCAGAGGAUAGGUGGAGACGUGCUUCAAACUGUUCACAACAAAUGCAGUCAAAACAAGAUGUUUAAAGAUUGAGGUUAGGCUAUAAUAAUAUUGUAUUUUAGUUGAUAGUUUUAGCUAGCAUCCUAGUUCAACAAAACAUUAGUUUACAGAAUUUUCAUGCUAAAUAUCCAAACUAUUUGGCUAUAUUAAGGUGAUGUGUUAAAAUGACAAGUUUGUGAAAUUUGACUUCUCAGAAGCUGUGUUAACUUAAUCCUAAUUCUUUGCAUUCAUUAAAUAAGGGGGACCUCCAAACUCUGUUCUGUCAGUGUAAUGACUUGAACAAAGGUAGAUAUUGUACCAUUUUGGACAGUUGUUACAAGGUAUUGAAGUUGCAUUGUUGUUUGAAUAAAUUUAUAAAAACAGGAAUAUUUUGUUUUAAAAGAUGAGAAGUUUUGUGGAGAAAACUCUCUUCUCCAUUUGGUAUUAUUCUAAACAAUGAUAACUUGCCAUUUUAAAAUACUACAAACUGAUGAUCGUACCGUCGCAUGUCAAGAAGCACUGGAGAUGCCUACAGAGGCAUAUGUCUACGUAGAAAUGUUUGAAGUGCAUAUACUAAUAACACUAAUUUUUCCUUUCAUUGUGAUGCUUAAAUAUUGCCUGUAACAUCAGUGUUAUAAACUCUCAAACAAUGAAACCUAGAGCUUUUUAUUUCAUAUUUGUGCUGGGUUAUCACUUGUUUAGAAUAUAAUAUAAUUUCGUAAGUUUCUUAAACUUUUUGUUAUACAACGUCCACUGGUGCUUUUGGCUAGGAUUCUGGCUUGCAUGAAGUAGAUUCAAGCUGCAUCAACCAACAAAGGGGAAAAUUGUGUUUAACAACUAGUAGGCUUUUCUUCAGAGGAGGGGUUAAGGGUUAUUGUUUUCCAGAAAAGAAGCAAUCAUUAUACUACAAGUGCAUUGUGCACGUUACAACCAAAAUAUAUUGUAGUUUCAGUUAAAGCCCAAGAGCUUCUUUUCUUCUCAUAGAAGAGUGAGAAAUGGGGAGUUAAUAAUAAGCUCAAGACAGACAGACACAUGAUUACUAAGCACCUUGUUUUCUUUCCAGAUUAAAACAAAUGGAGCGUACGGCACUAAACUUGAAACGCAGUUAAACAGUGACCCUUUUGAAGAUUUGUCAUUUAAGCUGCUUGUGUCGAAGAUGCAGACAUCUGUUCGAACAUCACCUGUUCCAGCUUUGAACCAAAAGGAGUUGAUACAGUUGCCUUCAGCAACACAAAGAAAUGCUGAUAUUUUGAAUACUUUAAAUUGCAUGCCAGCAAUGCCUCCUAUUCCAACCUUUAACACGUCACAGGAACAUAAGCGCAGCUCUCCAAAUCCAUUUAUUACUGGACUGAACUGCACAAAUCCAUUCACUGAAAGAACUCCUAAUGCUGGAAAUCCAUUUAGAACAGAAACACAAGAGUCUGAAAUAACUUCACCUUUACUAGAAGGACGUGCCACUUGCAAUCCUUUCCCUUCUCUAAAUCCCCUCAGUUGUAAUACAAGCAAGCCUGUAUUUUCUGUGAAUGCAUCUGAAAACACUUUUUGCUUGCCAGGUAAAUCUGUCAUGGUAAAAAAUGUACAGCCAAAAGGAUGGGUAACGUUUGAUGAUGAUGAUGAUAAUUUCAACGUAAAGCUAAAGCCAUCUAAAAGUGUUCCAGAUAUUAAGCAAAUCAGUUCCAGGAAGUCAGCUGGAUCUCCAGAUUUGCUGGGCACUGAACAAAAUACUUUUCUUGGUUCAGACUUUAACUUUGAUAAUGACUGGAAUAAAAGUUCGACUGAUUGUUUCUAUACAAUGCCAGCAAGAAGACCACCUGCACCUCCCAUACCAUCAAGAGUAACCAGCAACAGAUCCCCUGCAGAUGCUUUCACUUCCUUGGCACCUAAGGUGUCACCAACACAAGAUUUUACAGAAAGAUAGAUGUUCAAAUAUAUAAGAGGUUAUAUUUGUUGCUACGUUUAUCCAGUAGAAUAAUUGGGCAUUUGAGAUUAUUCUGUGUGCAAUAAUUAUGUCAAAUGCACUGAAACGUAACUCUGCUCGUAAACAGCCACUAUUGUUUGUGUAUAAAUUUGAAUAUGUAUAUAUGGUAGAGCACAGAAAAUUGUCUGAAAUGUAUUAAAAUCCCAAUGUAAUAGUAUUUGAAUAGACAGAGAAAAGAGGGAUGAGCUACUAAUCUCAUUAAAAUAUAGCAAUCUUGAAAAUGGUUUUUGCUUAGGGAGCCCUCCCAUUUCUGUUCCUCUUUGUGGAAUUUCUAAGAAAGAGGCUCCUUGCUGGUAGCCUCCCCGUUCCCUUUUUACUGUUUUGUUAAUUGAUAUUUAUAAGUAUUUACCAAAGAGCUGCCAAAGUUUAUUGAGAUUUGAAUGUUGACAAGUAUUGUUUAGAAGUUGUUUAAUUUAUAACAGAGGCUAUGGAUAUUUGUAAGGCAUAUAUUUGAAUGUGAGGCACAACAAAAAUAGUUUAAUUUCAAACAAAACUUUGCGUAUUAAUAUAUUCAAUAUUUGACUUUAAUUUUCUGUGUCAGUAUAUUUCAGCUAUUAAAUCUUACUGUGACAUAUACUCACUAGCAUUACUUAAGAAUAAUUGUUCCAUAUCAUCCAUUUAUUCAUUACUAUUUUAAAGAUGCUCCCCCCCGCCCAAAAUUGGAAACAACAGAUAUAAGAAGUUUUCCCUCAACCUCUGGGAAAAAAAUUCCCUUUGGGUUUUGAGAAACAAAGCAGUCUUUAUCAGUUGCAGACAACAUAUUGGAGUUGGCUUGUCCCACUUUCCUCUUCUGCGCAUUAGAAGGGUCCUAUAGAAAGCCCUGAGUGAAGGAAUUGGCAGCCAUGUUGUAACAGCAGAGGAGGAGAUGGUCACCUUGUGUGAUGGGGCUCUCCGCGCAGCAUCCUCCCCAUCUGUGAGACUGUCUGCUGUAUUUGUAAAAUCCUAAGUUCAAAGAAAACAAGGAGAACAGUGGUUCUCUGAACAUCGUUCCAUCACUUCUGCAGUUAAAACUGAAUGAGUGACUCUUCCUCACGCAGAGACAGGGACCAUUGUCAGUGUGGUGCUGCUUUGAGGCUAGUGAAGGCUUAGUCACCAUUCUACAUGCUGUGCUAUAAAAACACAACUCUUUGUGCUUUUAUGAUUUUCUAAAGCUCAGAUGAGAUUACAUAAAAUAUGGCAUGUUGUUGUCCUGAGGCAAUUUAAAAUAACCGAUUUCCUUAGCUCCAUUUAUGUAUGCUAUAAAAACCCUGCAGUUCUCCUUGCAGUUCGUAGUGUCUUAGGACAGAACUCGUAUACACAGCUGCCUGCUUUCAUCCAAAGCUGAAUGCGUCACGCUGUUGUCAUCUCUUGGGGGACUGCAAAUAUAUCCCUACAUGCCUUGGCUUAAUUGCGAACAAACUGUACUGGUUCUGCAAAACCAGGGACUGAAACACAACACACUAGUGUUAUAUUUAUAGCAGCAAAACACAGUGUGUCAGUACUUUUUAAAAAAUUCUCAAAUGCUAUCAAAAGGUUAUUUAUAAAAUAAUCUACUCUUCCUUUAAACAGCGUACGGCUGGUCAUGAGCUGCAGUUGGGUAAAGGAUAGUGAGUUUUAUAUUGCGCUUUGUAUCUGUUCAGGCCAUUAAACAGCACUUGUACAUUUUACACAGCAGUGGUAUUAUACUCUUUGUGUGCUUCAGUACGUGAAUUCCCUUGUUUUAAACUGUUGCUAUAAACAUCUGUGUGAUUGGUGUUUUGGUAUAUUCUUACGUUAUUAGCAAAACAAUUUUUUGGGGAAACUUUUUCCUAGUGGGAGUUAAUGUGAUAAAUAUGUUCUUUGUUGAGUAUUUAAUUACAGUGAUUACAAACUACUGGCUGAACUGUACCUGGUAUACAGCACCUCUACAGGAUUACGGGGACUGACAGCGAUGUACUGCAAACAUCACCAGAAAUCUCCAGAAAUAUAGUGUGUGUAUAUAUAUAUAGCUAACCACUGUAACGUGUAUUAACGACAAUAAUUACUAGCAGGAGUUCUGAAGAUAAUAAGAAUUAAACUUAGAGACGCUCCACA
This is a messenger RNA of Strigops habroptila (Kakapo), 9087 nucleotides long. It is a transcript of the gene SYNJ1, whose product is annotated as synaptojanin 1. Bases 106 to 4035 code for a protein of 1309 amino acids. Gene Ontology annotation, cellular component: presynapse; perinuclear region of cytoplasm. NCBI's taxonomy places the organism in Eukaryota, Metazoa, Chordata, Aves, Psittaciformes, Psittacidae. Gene Ontology annotation, biological process: synaptic vesicle endocytosis; brain development; phosphatidylinositol dephosphorylation. The transcript is spliced from 32 exons. Gene Ontology annotation, molecular function: phosphatidylinositol-4,5-bisphosphate 5-phosphatase activity; RNA binding. The record is from RefSeq and is a predicted model, not a curated record.